Molecule: messenger RNA, 1595 nt
Organism: Ceratitis capitata (Mediterranean fruit fly)
Lineage: Eukaryota; Metazoa; Arthropoda; Insecta; Diptera; Tephritidae
Product: major royal jelly protein 1
Exons: 4
Coding region: 155-1411 (418 amino acids)
Cellular component (GO): extracellular region
Source: RefSeq, a predicted model, not a curated record
UAAGACGAAGGUGCAAACUUGCGCAAAUAGUACAAGUGAACGGUCCACAAAAUCCGUGGAUGGGCAAAUAAGCACUUUAAUUUACAAACGAGUAAAAAAAACAGUACACAAAACAACAACAAAGUUAUCAACGGAAAAUUAGGACACAGACAAAAUGCACUUUCAAUUGCCUGCAACCACAAUUUCUUUGCUGCUCUUCACUGUCACACUCACCACCCUACUGCUGCUGCCCACACCCACAUUGGCGCGACAUGAUGUGCACGAUGACCCUGCUGACGUAACCGCCGACACCGCUGAACCUGACAGCUACGGUAACAGCAAUAGCAACAAAUAUGUCAGCAAAUGUGAUAAGAAUCCACUCUCCGCACUCACCUUCCAGCUGAGCGGCAACAACCUGCGCUGGCCUUGCGAGUCCACCAAGAAUAUUUACGUUCAAUCGGGCCGCUAUGUACCACGUAAUGUGAUCGUUACGCGCGCCCAAUUGCGACGUGAUGACGCCUUUGUCGCUUUGCCACGCUACAAACAGGGUGUGCCGUUCACAUUGGGUCGCGUGCAAUUGAAAAAGGGUCAGUGCAUAGCGAAGAUAGCUCCGUACCCGUGUUGGGCCAUACAGGAGGAGGGCAAUUGUCAAGCGCUGCAGUCCGUUGUGGAUAUCGCUGUGGAUCCAAAUGGUCUGCUCUGGGCAUUAGAUGUUGGUCUUGUGAACACUUUAGAACAACCCAUACGCCGAUGUGGACCAAAAAUUGUUGCAAUCAAUACAGCCGAUAAUAAAGUAGUAAAAAGCAUCGAUCUCAAAGAUCUGGUCACUGCCGAGUCUCGUUUGCAAUUCAUAGUAGUGGACUAUUCAAGGGAUAAGAAGCCUUUUGUUUAUGUCGCCGAUGCUGGUGCACGCAGUAUACUGGUAUAUGAUAUCGCCUACAGCAAGUCAUAUCGCAUUGUUUUACCCAAAGCAACUGCACCGACCACAGACGUACUCUAUAUGGCGCUCACCUCCGCACCCGAUGGCACUUCGACACUCUUCUUCACAUACCUCAGUUCACCACGUCUUUACUCCAUACGUGGUCAGUAUUUACGUGUUGGACAAGGUGCCGGUUCUAUAGUGGAUGUCGGUGCGAAGCCGUAUGGCAAGCAAAUGGUUUUACUUGGCGCAGAUGGUGGCACGAAUUUAUUCUUCCGUUAUAAGGGCGAAAAUGAUAUUUAUAUGUGGAAUUCGGAGACUUGCUUUAAGGCGUCGAAUUUGCAAGAUGUACAACAUGGCGGCGAUUGUCGCCUGUCCACACAGGUGCUGCCAGGUCACAAGCGUUUCAUGUGGGCUUUGGAGAGCAAUUUCCAUGAUUUCAUAUCGGAGCGUACGGGCUGUAAUGGUGCAUCGAUCGUGUUGCAUCCGGUGGCACGUGAGUGCGAUGAUUGAGCGCAUUCGUUUGAGAGAAAAAAAAAUUCAAAGAAUUAUGAAAUUCUUUAACGCGUUUCUUUCAUACUAACACUUUUCUCGAAUUGCUUCCUUUCUUUCCUGUUCACUUUUACAUUUUUAUUAUCUUGUUUAUUUUAUCUACUCCUUAACCUCUUAGAUUAAGUACAAAAUUUUUAAUAAAAAA